UCUCGCGAUAUUUGCUUGCGGCACUUGCCCACAAGCCGCGCAGGUGGAAAGGACUGGAAGUCUCGCGAUAUCUGGUUUCCGUUCCCUCCAGCCUCUGCUUCCGGGCGGCUAGCUGUGGGUUGUGGAGCGUCGCGCUCCCCCCUCAUGGGGUCUCUCCUCGGCCUGGUGCCUCCCCCCGCACUCGCCGCUAUUUGAAGCGGCGGCCUCCGCCCGCUCCCGGCGCCUGGCGCUGCCGGAGCCACCGGAUAUGAAAAUGAGUUGCACAAUUGAGAAAGCCCUAGCUGAUGCUAAAGCACUAGUAGAGCGACUUAGAGAACAUGACAAUGCAGCAGAAGCUCUUAUUGAACAGACUACAGCUCUCAACAAGCGGGUGGAAGCGAUGAAGCAGUACCAAGAAGAAAUUCAAGAGCUUAAUGAGGUAGCAAGACAUCGGCCUCGAUCUACAUUAGUAAUGGGUAUCCAGCAGGAAAACAGGCAGAUCAGAGAACUGCAACAGGAAAAUAAAGAACUACGUACAUCUCUUGAAGAACAUCAGUCUGCUUUGGAACUCAUAAUGAGCAAAUACAGAGAGCAAAUGUUUAGGCUGCUCAUGGCCAGCAAAAAGGACGAUCCAGGUAUAAUAACAAAGUUAAAAGAGCGACAUUCCAAGGAGCUACAAGUGCAUGUGGACCAAAUUACAGAAAUGGCAGCAGUAAUGAGAAGAGCCAUUGAAAUUGAUGAGCAGCAGGGUUGCAAAGAGCAGGAGCGUAUUUUUCAGCUUGAAGUGACAUUGUAAACGAAGUGGGCAGCAUUAUUUUCUACAAAUGUAAACAAACUUGUUUGAGCAAUUGGCUGAACAAGGAGGACAGAGUGGAUUUGUAGACGGCAAAUAUUUGAAUGCUGGUUUUGGUACAUAAUUCUAUAUUUGUAAGUUCAACUUUCAUGAUAAAGAGAUUGCACUGCCAUACUUGAAUUAGGUGAAUUGAAAUACUUUACAGUACAAAUAUUUGUAAUAAAUAUAAAGUGAGCACUGUACACUUAUAAUUGAAAUCAAUAUAUUUGAAAACAUCCAAAAACAUUUAAAUGGUAUUUAUUAACAGUACAAUUAAUCAGUUUUUUUAAUUGCUUAACAGCCCUAAUUCUGACCAUGUCCCUUACUGGAUUUAACUUUUAAAACUUAUUUCAAGCUGUUUUAGAACUUUGGGGGUUUUACUGAACUAAAUAUGGAGUUGGUCAGUAUAGUAUCCUCUUUAGUUUCAAAUUCAAUCUCAUGCUGUCUCCACAUUGUCUUCUCUAGAUUUUGUAUUAAUACCUAUAUGCAGUGGGGUGGUAGUGGGAAAUUGGAGGGCCUGAGAACUGCUUAGGGUGGGGAAGACUGGGAUGGAUAGCUAGCUAGUACCUAUGUGAUUUUUUUUUGAAAAUGCAUUAAAUAGUUCUGAAACCUGUCACUUAGCCAUUUAAAAAAAAAUAGGCUAGUUCAUGUCUGAGCUUUUGUUUCAGGUUGACUGUAUACACUAGUUGAAUUUACAUUCUGCUCAUGCUUUUAGCAUGAGCCCAGCAGCUAUAAGAGCUAAAAAGAUUCUUGAAUAAAAACAGAUUCUAGAACAAUUCCCCAGGCAAAGGGCCCUGAACACAACCAUCCCCACCACAGUCAGUACUGUUCCCACGGACUGACAUUUAUAAAGUUCUUAGCAUGCUUUAGAAACUAAUGUGAAUUAUAGUGAUCGUUGCACAUUAAAUUGACAAAUAGCACACUCCAUGGAGAAUCUGACCCUUGCUUUCUGGCCCACAUUGUGAAAAAUGGCCCACUUUCUCUCACCCAAAACUAACAGUCCUAGUGAUUAAAGGAGCUAGGAUACUGGCCAUGCCACAGCUGUCCCUUAAAAAGGGAGACAAACACAGAAGAAACGACCUUGGUUUGAGGGAGGAAGUAGUUCUGAAGUCCCAGAUGCUAAAAAGUUCUGUCAUAGCAAAGUAAAGAGUAUGGUGCAGGUAAUUGCAGUGCUUCAUUAAGUUGACCUAGUGUCAGGGCCUGUGGGCUUUGUUUUGGAAGGGGAGUUUGGUGCCAAAAUGUUAAUCUUUAACAAGUCAGGACAUGAAUUCAUAAGUACGCAUAGGGAACAAGGCUGGAGAACGUGGAGCAAUGCUGAGGGUAGAGCUACAAAAACCACUGCAAAAAGACAUUUCUCAGAGCACUCCUGUGGAUUAGAAAAAGCCUUUUUCAAAAAUCCAGAGGAUGGUCACAGUUGUAAGGCUGUGACUGGGACAUAGGAGAUCAGAGUUUCAUUCCCAUCCCUGCUAAUAUUUUCCUGUGUGACCUUAGGCAAAUUGCUUAAUUUGGCUCAAUUUCCUCAAUGUGUAAAAUACAGUUAUAGUUUCCUUUCUCCAAAUCUUUGAUUAUGGUGUAAGGUCUUUGGGGCAGGGACUCUGAGCACAAUGUGGCCCAGACCUCAGAUGGGAACUCAAGAUCUUACUGUACAAAAGAUAAAAUGAAGCCUCCAUACUCACCUUCUGAGUGUCUCCACAAGAGACUUACAAAACAGACAAAAGGUGUUUCCACAGAUUGGUUGAAAUUGGUUUUGAUCAUGUUUGUACCAAAAUUGGUAUAACCCACUACAAGAGCAGACUUCAGUUCCAUGUACUCUUAAAAAAAUCUUUAUUAUAAAAGAUAGGAACAAAUGUAACUCAUAUUUUCUCUUUCACAAUGUUAAUCAUGGCAAUUAUAAAAACAAGGUAAACAUAUAUAAGGGUAGUUUCAGAUCAAAGUUAAGUGUUUGCUACUUUGGCCAUCAGAUGUGGCAAAGUUACUCAGCAUUAUCAGUGCUAUAAAAGUUAGUCAGUGAGCAACAGUCCAGUACAUGAGAAACAGGUUUCCCUCGAGACACUUGAAAGACAGCAUGUUCCGGACCAUAUCUUCAACGGGUGUAAGUCAACAUAGUUUACUGAUUUCAUUUGAGCUACGCUAUAAUCUGGCCCUUGCUUUUUAGCUCCCACAAUGAAUGACUGAUUUAAGAUGAAGUUAAAUCAGCCUUUGAAGAAACCGUGAAACUAUACCACAUCUUUCCUAAUUUUUACCCCAUAAUGAACAUUUUAAAAAUUAGCUUAAGUAGUAUUAAAAUGGUCUGAAGUAUCAAGAUUUCAAGGGAAGGCUUCUUGUUGCUGUGAAGGUUGUGGUCCACUCAUGCCAUCAGAUGUUUUGCAGCUUUCAAAAGCUAUUGUUAAAAACUUGAUUCCUUUACCACUUUGUCAUUCAAGAUGGUAUCUGAUAUUGAAAGAAUUUCAGUUUUUAGUCAUCAAGUUGCACUGGUAAGUUUAGUAUUUUACUAUUUGCUAGUGGCUGUUCUAAUACAAAGUUGAAGAGCAUUACAACAAAGCAAGAGAGGUUAAUGCUGCUUGCUGCCUAAGAGUUAGAGGUAUAGAAGUGGGGGUGAUGUGGGAAGAGGAAGGAGGUACAACCUAGGUAAGGACUUGGGAGGUAUGGACUUUAUAGCCACAUACACACGCAAGGGGAAGGACAGCAUUUAGAGGCCACGGAGGGAGGGAGGAGCUGGAGGAAAGCUUGGAUUUGUGGUUUUACUGAGUGAUCCAAACCAAGCCACUCUUGUUCACUUCUCCAGCAGUGAUUAAAAAGAAAAAAAAAAAAAAACACUAGCUCUCGGGAAUACGAAGGGUGGUCCGGUAACUCCUUUCGCACACAGUGUGCUAACUGGAGUGUAAGAGAAACGUACGUAUUACCAACCAGCAAGGCUUCAGGUUGAUAUUUUGCCUGCAGUAUACUUUUCCCAUCCUCAACCCAAAAGGAGAGGAGAGAGGAAAGCACUGAUUAAGAGGCAGGGUUAGUGUUUUGAGCAAGCUCAAAAAAAAAAAAAAAAAUCUGCAUUUAAAUACAGAAGUGCUGAAUUUGAGGUUAUUCUUCUAUGAAGAGCUAACUCAAUCAAUUCUCAGGAACCAAAGCUAUUUACAAAGUACAGUAGCUGAAAUAAGGAGGCCAUUAGCUCUUAGGUGUUCCUAGCUCAAAGAAACAAUUAGGGAAGCUAAAGCAUGGGAGGGGACUCUUGUGUUCGAUCAGCAAGCCAUCAUCUCUUACAACUUACAACUCCAGCUUUGCCUCACUGCCUCUUGUAGGACUCUGGGCAACUCUUCAAGCAGAGACCAGACAAGCAGCUUGGUACCAAAAGGACGUCAUCCCACCCCACAGAUAGCUUAAAAGGGAGGAUGAAAAGGAGCCUGCCUCGAUAGAAUAAGAAGAGUCCAGUUGCUGAACAUACAGAAAUACAAAUAUUAAUCCAGUGCAAU
Molecule: messenger RNA, 4275 nt
Organism: Dermochelys coriacea (leatherback sea turtle)
Lineage: Eukaryota; Metazoa; Chordata; Testudines; Dermochelyidae
Gene: FGFR1OP2
Product: FGFR1 oncogene partner 2
Exons: 6
Coding region: 248-775 (175 amino acids)
Biological process (GO): response to wounding
Source: RefSeq, a predicted model, not a curated record